Molecule: messenger RNA, 3541 nt
Organism: Brassica oleracea var. oleracea
Lineage: Eukaryota; Viridiplantae; Streptophyta; Magnoliopsida; Brassicales; Brassicaceae
Product: leucine-rich repeat receptor-like protein kinase PXL1
Exons: 1
Coding region: 297-3362 (1021 amino acids)
Biological process (GO): hormone-mediated signaling pathway; protein phosphorylation
Cellular component (GO): plasma membrane
Molecular function (GO): ATP binding; protein binding; protein kinase activity
Source: RefSeq, a predicted model, not a curated record
AGAUCAGCAACACAUAUACGAAAUAAAUCGUAUCAUCUAUUUUCUUAUAUGUUAAAUACACAAAACCUAACUAUUAUAUGUAUACAAUUCACCGAUAGAAAAAGAAACAUAAUCAUGAUAAAAUAAUUGAGAGAGAUUAAAAUAAAAUAAGAUUCUGACUAAUCAUUGUUUUCCAGCUUUUGGUUUCCACUCUCUCCUGUUAUCAACUCUUCGCUUGUGGACCUUUCAAUCUCAGUUGCACCAUUUGGCUUCCAAAUGCCAUAAGCUUAGCCAAAAAAGUGAAGAAGAGAAAAAUAAUGACGAUACCUCAACUUUUCUUUCUCUUCUGUUACAUUGCUUCCUCUCUUGUUUCUUCUGAAACACUUCAAGAACAACAGAUCUUGUUGGCCAUUAAGUCAGACCUGUUUGAUCCUUCUAACAAUCUCAAAGAUUGGAAGAGACCUGAGAAUGCUACCGAGUCCGUUCAUUGUCGAUGGACCGGAGUUCACUGCGAUCUAAAUGGCUUUGUAGCUAAUCUUCUUCUCCCCAGCAUGAAUCUCAGUGGAAACAUCUCAGAUCAGAUUCAGAGAUUCCCUUCUCUGCAAGUCCUUGAUCUCAGCAACAAUGCAUUCGAGUGCCCUCUUCCUAAAUCUCUCUCUAACCUCACUUCCUUGAAAGUCUUCGACGUGAGUGUGAACAGCUUCUUUGGAACCUUCCCUUAUGGUCUAGGAAUGGCCAGUGGUCUUACACACGUCAACGCCUCGAGCAACAAUUUCUCCGGGUUUCUCCCUGAAGAUCUCGGCAACGCGACUAAGCUCGAGGUUUUGGACUUUCGUGGAGGCUACUUUGAAGGCUCCGUGCCUUCUUCUUUCAAGAGUCUCAAGAAGCUGAAGUUCCUCGGUCUUUCGGGGAAUAACUUGAGCGGGAAGCUACCGAAAGUGAUCGGUGAGCUCUCUUCCUUGGAGACAAUCAUUCUUGGCUACAACGGCUUCACAGGUGAGAUUCCAGAAGAGUUUGGGAAGCUGACAAACCUUCAGUACCUAGAUUUGGCUGUCGGGAACCUCACCGGCCCGAUUCCAUCUUCCUUGGGACAGCUGAAAGAGCUUACAACGGUUUAUCUCUACCAGAACCGUCUCAAUGGGAAGAUCCCUCGAGAACUCGGUAACAUCACUUCCCUGGUGUUUCUUGAUCUCUCUGAUAACCAGAUCACAGGAGACAUACCAACGGAAGUAGCUGAGUUGAAGAGUCUCCAGCUUCUGAAUCUGAUGAGGAAUCAACUCACGGGAACCAUUCCCUCGAAGAUCGCUGAGUUGCCACACCUCGAGGUUCUCGAGCUGUGGCAGAACUCUCUGGUGGGCUCCUUACCUCCGGAUCUCGGCAAGAGCUCGCCUUUGAAAUGGCUAGACGUCUCAUCAAACAAGCUAACGGGCGACAUCCCAUCCGGAUUGUGCUAUUACAGAAACCUCACCAAGCUCAUUCUCUUCAACAACUCGUUCUCAGGACAGAUUCCAGAGGACAUCUUCUCGUGUCCGACUUUGGUCCGUGUCCGAAUCCAGAAAAAUCUCAUCUCCGGGACAAUACCAGCUGGCUCGGGUGACUUACCAAUGCUUCAGCAUCUAGAGCUAGCUAAAAACAACCUCACCGGUCAAGUCCCAGAUGACAUUACAUCGUCCAAAUCUCUUUCAUUCAUAGACAUAUCCUUUAACCAUCUCUCAUCCCUACCUUACUCCAUUUUCUCAAGUCCUAACCUCCAAACGUUCAUCGCCUCACAUAACAGCUUCGCUGGAAACAUACCCAACCAGAUUCAGGAUCGUCCUUCUUUGUCCGUCCUCGAUCUCUCCUUCAACUGUUUCUCAGGCCAAAUCCCGGAGAGGAUCGCUUCCUUUGAGAAACUAGUGAGUCUAAACCUCAAGAGCAACGACUUGGUAGGAGAGAUCCCUCAGGCAUUAGCCGGGAUGCACAUGUUGGCUAUACUCGACCUCUCGCACAACUCUCUAACCGGGAACAUACCGCAGAGCUUGGGAGCCUCACCAACGCUGGAGAUGCUGAACGUGUCAUACAACAAACUCACAGGCCCCGUUCCUUCGAACGGCCUCUUCGCAGCCAUAAACCCAAACGACCUCGUGGGAAACGAUAACUUAUGCGGCGGAGUUCUACCUCCUUGCUCAAAGAGCCUAGCUUUGUCAGCAAACCCCGGGAGAAAUAGAAUCCACUUGCAUCACGCGAUCUUCGGGUUCAUAGUCGGAACAGCAGUAAUCUUGUCUCUCGGAAUGAUCUUCUUGGCAGGGAGAUGGGUAUACAGAAGAUGGGAUCUUUACAGCAACUUCGCCAGAGAGUACCUCUUCUGCAAACAGCCUCAAGAGGAAUGGCCGUGGAGACUCGUGGCCUUCCAGAGACUAUGCUUCACAGCGGGAGACAUCUUAUCACACAUCAAAGAAGCAAACAUAAUCGGAAUGGGAGCCAUGGGGAUAGUCUACAAAGCAGAAGUCAUGAGACGUCCGUUACUAACAGUAGCGGUUAAAAAACUUUGGAGGUCACCAUCACCAGACAUCGAAGACCACCAUCAUCAUAAUAUUCAAGACGAAGACAACGAGGACAUACUCAAAGAAGUAAACCUCCUAGGUAACCUUAGACACCGCAACAUUGUUAAAAUCCUCGGCUACAUUCACAACGAGAGAGAAGUGAUGAUGGUAUACGAGUUCAUGCCCAACGGCAACUUAGGCACAGCGUUACAUUCGAAAGACGAUAACAAAUUCUUGUUAAGAGAUUGGCUAUCUCGUUACAACGUGGCCGUUGGAGUCGUUCAGGGACUCAACUACUUGCACAACGACUGCUACCCACCGAUCAUCCACAGAGACAUUAAAUCGAACAACAUAUUGCUGGAUUCGAGCCUCGAGGCGAGGAUAGCCGACUUCGGAUUGGCGAAGAUGAUGCUGCACAAGAACGAGACGGUCUCCAUGGUGGCGGGAUCGUACGGGUACAUAGCUCCAGAGUACGGUUACGCGCUGAAGAUUGAUGAGAAGAGUGAUAUAUACAGUCUCGGCGUGGUGAUGCUCGAGCUGGUGACUGGGAAGAUGCCGAUAGAUCCUUCGUUCGAGGAGUCGAUCGAUGUUGUUGAGUGGAUCAGGAGGAAGGUGAAGAGAGGGGAGGGGUUGGAGGAGGUGCUUGAUCCGAGUGUUGCUGGAGAGUGUAGGCAUGUGAUUGAGGAGAUGCUUUUGGCGCUGAGGAUCGCGCUUCUGUGUACCGCGAAGCUUCCGAAGGAUAGGCCGUCGAUUAGGGAUGUGAUGACGAUGCUCGCGGAGGCGAAACCGCGGCGGAAGAGUGCGAGUCACGGUGGGGAUCUGCCGGUUUUUAGAAACUCGCCGGUGGUGGGGUUGAUUUAGGAAGACGGAGGCGGGAAGGGUAGUUUUGUCAUUUCGAGGCCGUCGAGUCCAUUGUAUUUGAUUGCUUCUUUUGUUUUACUGGACCGAGGCCACAUGUUUUGGAAACUGAUGGGCUCGUUGAACCCAAUGUGACAUCAUUCGAAUUGUAUUUACCGAGGCAAAUCAAAUUUUAAUAAACU